AUGAAGGCUCUUAUUCUCGUUGGAGGAUUCGGAACAAGAUUGAGACCGCUUACCUUCAGCAUGCCAAAACCGCUUGUUGAUUUUGGAAACAAACCCAUGAUUUUGCAUCAGAUUGAAGCACUGAAAGCUGCUGGAGUGACUGAAGUUGUAUUAGCUAUCAAUCACCAACAACCAGAGGUCAUGUUGAAUUUUGUGAAAGAGUAUGAGAAGAAGCUUGAGAUAAAGAUUACGUUUUCUCAAGAAAUAGAACCACUCGGGACAGCAGGGCCUCUCGCGCUGGCUCGGGAUUUGCUAGUCGAUGAAUCAGCCGAACCCUUUCUUGUACUAAACAGCGAUGUUAUCUGCGAAUAUCCGUUGCUUGAGAUGAUCGAAUUUCACAAGACUAACGGCGCUGAAGCUUCGAUCAUGGUGACUAAGGUUGAUGAUCCUUCUAAGUAUGGUGUUGUGGUUAUGGAGGAAGAUACAUCGAGGGUUGAAAGUUUUGUAGAGAAACCGAAACAUUUUGUGGGGAACAAGAUCAACGCUGGGAUAUACCUCUUGAACCCAUCUGUUCUUGAUAGGAUCGAGCUGAGACGAACAUCGAUAGAGAAAGAGAUAUUCCCUAAGAUAGCUUCAGAGAGGAAGCUUUACGCAAUGGUCUUACCUGGUUUUUGGAUGGACAUUGGUCAGCCAAAAGAUUACAUAACAGGGCAAAGAAUGUAUCUCGAUUCUCUAAGAAAGAAAGCACCACAGGAAUUGGUUACAGGGGAUCAUAUUGUAGGGAAUGUUCUGGCGGAUGAAACCGCGGUGAUAGGAGAACGCUGCUUGAUAGGACCUGAUGUGGUGAUUGGACCGGGAUGUGUGAUUGAAUCAGGUGUAAGGUUGUUUAAUUGCACUGUAAUGCGCGGUGCUCGGAUCAAGAAACAUGCUUGCGUAUCGAAUAGUAUUGUGGGAUGGGAUUCGACCGUUGGAAGUUGGGCUCGGGUAGUUAACAUUUCGGUUCUUGGCAAAGAUGUUCAUGUCGCCGAUGCAGAGGUUUAUAGCAAUGGGGCUACUAUUAUCGAAGAGCAAAUGUCCGUGAAACCAGAGAUUGUCGUAUGA
Molecule: messenger RNA, 1080 nt
Organism: Arabis nemorensis
Lineage: Eukaryota; Viridiplantae; Streptophyta; Magnoliopsida; Brassicales; Brassicaceae
Source: the annotation of a GenBank genome assembly